Molecule: messenger RNA, 1325 nt
Organism: Helianthus annuus (common sunflower)
Lineage: Eukaryota; Viridiplantae; Streptophyta; Magnoliopsida; Asterales; Asteraceae
Product: aquaporin TIP3-1
Exons: 3
Coding region: 352-1125 (257 amino acids)
Biological process (GO): water transport; transmembrane transport
Cellular component (GO): membrane
Molecular function (GO): water channel activity
Source: RefSeq, a predicted model, not a curated record
AUAUCAAGAAAUACCAUUCACAUUAUAGCACGACAAUGAAACUAGAAAGACCCAAAACCGAUAUGACCGAUUAGAUCAAAUCAAAUUUGUAUGUUAUCUUUUAAAAUUUGAAACAAACAUAUCGAAAGAAGUCUAUCUUGCAUGCCAACACACACACCUACGUGUCAAACUCUCUUUAACUCGUCACCCAAGUGUCCAUCCAAUGUUGUUUAGCUUCUCCUCCAUAAUAAAACCAAUUCUUCACCGUCUUCUUCAUUUCACUUCAAUUCCAAUAUCAUUUACAUGUUUCUAGAUUGAUCUCUUGUAUCAAAUACUAUAUAAAAGUUUGCAUAUCGGUUAGAAAACACAAGUAUGCCGCGUGGAUACGCCUUUGGGAGGGCCGAUGAAGCCACCCACCCGGAUUCGGCUCGCGCCACCUUGUCGGAGUUUCUUUCCACCUUCAUGUUCGUCUUCGCCGCUGAAGGCUCCCUCCUUGCUUUAAAUAAGAUGUACGGUGGCGAGCAUGGACUGGCGGCAGCGGGGCUUUUAUUGGUGGCGUUGGCUCACGCGCUCGCAUUGUUUGCGGCUGUGGCGUCAAGUUUGAAUGUAUCCGGUGGACACAUAAACCCAGCGGUCACGUUCGGUACUCUUGUAGCCGGUAGAGUGUCAGUGAUUCGAGCCUUGUAUUACUGGGUGGCCCAACUUCUUGGUGCCAUCGUUGCCUCGUUGUUACUCCGGCUGGCCACCGAUGGAAUGAGACCGGUCGGGUUUACAGUGGCAGCUGGAGUUGGAACCAUAAAUGCUCUACUGAUGGAGAUAGUUCUAACAUUCGGGCUGGUUUACACAGUUUUCGCAACGGCAAUCGACCAUAAACGAGGGACAUUAGGAACAAUAGCGCCAUUGGCAAUCGGGUUAAUAGUGGGUGCUAACAUUCUGGUGGGAGGGCCGUUCGAGGGGGCGUCAAUGAACCCGGCAAGGGCAUUUGGGCCGGCCCUGGUGGGGUGGCGGUGGAACAACCAUUGGGUGUACUGGCUGGGACCGUUUAUCGGGGGUGCGAUUGCGGGUUUGAUCUAUGAGUUUGGGAUAAUACAGCCGGAGGUGGCUGUUCACACGCACCAUCAGCCACUGGCUCCAGAAGAUUACUAGAAGUUUUUACGUAUAAAAUGUGGGUUGGGUUGGUGUGGUUUUACCGUUACUUUUGUGGUGGUGGUUUUUUUUUUACCGUUGCUGUUUGUAUUUUGUGGUACUGUGAAUGUGGGUAACUUGUGGUGUGUGUGUGUGUGUUUUUGUUUUAUGUAAUUGGAGUUUGGAAUUCUAAUAUAACAAAUAAUGGAGUACCUACCCUA